Molecule: messenger RNA, 1830 nt
Organism: Fonsecaea nubica
Lineage: Eukaryota; Fungi; Ascomycota; Eurotiomycetes; Chaetothyriales; Herpotrichiellaceae
Product: eukaryotic translation initiation factor 3 subunit D
Exons: 2
Coding region: 1-1830 (609 amino acids)
Biological process (GO): translational initiation
Cellular component (GO): cytoplasm; eukaryotic translation initiation factor 3 complex
Molecular function (GO): translation initiation factor activity
Source: RefSeq, a predicted model, not a curated record
AUGUCCGAAAUAAGUCUCGCGGAAACAAUCAGUGCGAUCAGCGUCAACGAUGAAUGGGGUCCCGCGCUCUCCACCACCACGACCCUCGAUGGCGUGCCAUAUGCCCCAUACUCCAAAAGUGACAAACUAGGUCGUAUGGCCGACUGGACACAAGAAGGCAAGGAAGGUCGAGAUCGAGGCGGCAGACAGUACGGAAGAAAUUACAGAGACCAACAAAUUUAUGGCGCCGGUACAUCCUCGCUGUUCGCUGUACAAGCUGCGGAAGAUGAGGCCACCUUCUCCGUCGUCGACAACACCAGAACGACCGCAAAAGGUCGGGGCUUUGGUCGGGGCGGAGUAACAGUCUUCCGUGGUCGAGGUCAGCGAGGAGCUGCCCAGCGUGGAGCAAGAGGAGCAUUCCAAAGAGUUGGCCAAGGUCGCACAGGAGGUCAACAACAAGGGCAGUUCUUCGAUCAGAGGGGAGGUCGAGGUGGCAGGGGCCGUCGAUUCGGGUGGCGAGACUACGACAAGCCGCAGCGAAACCGUGACGCUUCAGUCAACAUCCGUCCCGACUGGAUCAUGAAGGAGGAGAUCGACUUUAAUCGACUUGCAAAACUCAACCUCGAGACUCCUGACGGAGAAGAUAUCGACAGCUACGGAUUUCUUUACUAUUAUGACCGAUCUUACGACAAAGCUCCUGUGAAGAACACGGAACGCAAACUCCUGUCCCUUGAUCGAGCCGCCUACAACGUUACUACUUCUGCCGAUCCGGUCAUCCAAGAGUUGGCAGAGAAAGAUGAAGCCACCAUCUUUGCCACCUCAGAUAUCCUCUCCAUGCUGAUGUGCGCGACUCGAUCCGUGUAUAGCUGGGAUAUAGUGAUUUUGAAGCACGGUGACAAAAUCUUCCUCGACAAGCGACCUGACAGUUCAAUCGACCUUGUCACGGUCAAUGAAAAUGCUGCCGAUGCACCCCUCGAAGCAGACACCUCAAGCACACCAUCCCAACAACAGACCGGAGUCAAGCCAGACAGCAUCAACACCCCGUCCAACCUCGCCAUGGAAGCCACCAUGAUCAACCACAACUUUGCUUUCCAGACCGUGAUCGAAAACCCCAACAGCAAAGUCGAAUUCCCUCACCCUAACCCAUUCUACAGCGCUUCCGAAGAGACCGACCCGCUGGCCUCAAAGGCAUACAAAUACCGCCGCUUCGACCUCUCUCUGGAGCGGGACGAAGAACCUUUGAACUUGAUUGUGCGGACCGAACUCGACGCCGCCAUCAAGAACAACAUCUCCGGGGAGGAUCAGUUCCUCACCCUCAAAGCACUCAACGAGUUCGACCACAAGGCCCAAGGCAGCGGCGGCGCCCUGGACUGGCGCACAAAACUCACCUCCCAGCGGGGUGCCGUGGUCGCCACCGAGAUGAAGAACAACAGCUGCAAACUGGCGAGAUGGACGACGCAGGCGAUCCUCGCCAGAGCCGAUCAAAUGAAGCUCGGCUUCGUGUCGAGGGCCAACCCGAAGAGCGCGGCGAACCACGUCAUCCUGGGCGUCGUCGGCUACAAGCCGCGCGAAUUCGCCAGCCAGAUGAACCUGGGCUUCUCCAACGGAUGGGGCAUUGUUCGCACCAUCGUCGACCUCGUGAGGAGCAUGUCCGACGCCGCCGACGAGGAGGAAGAAGGCAAGGAGGAAGCGACUCCCGCAAAGGACAGGAAGUACGUGUUGAUCAAGGACCCGAACAAGCCCGUCAUCAGGCUGUACGAGGUGCCCCUGCACACGUUCGAGGACGAGGACGACGGAAUGACCGGCACGGUCGCCGAGACGGACGCCGCCGGGGAGGAAGCAGAGGAAUAA